This is a messenger RNA of Clunio marinus, 659 nucleotides long. The record is from the annotation of a GenBank genome assembly. Lineage: Eukaryota; Metazoa; Arthropoda; Insecta; Diptera; Chironomidae.
AUAAACACAGGCGAUUUGUCAUAAAGUUUUUCGCUUGUUUGUAAAUUGCUCAUUUAGGUGCAUAUCUACUUGUCAAAAUGUUCAAAUUGUCUUCAUCACUUUCUAAAGAUUUGCUGAGGAAUUUCUCGAAACAAAAUCAAAGAGAACUCUGGUGGUGGACAGUAAUCAUGUUCAAUAAAAUGGAUGAAGAAAGAACCAAAACAUUGGGAUAUGACAGAACUACUGCAGAAUGGGUUCUUCGUAAUGGUGGCUGCGUUAGAUUUAUCGGCUCACCAUUACUAUUCUGUGAUUACAAUACACUACCUCCUGAAAAUACAAAAUUCUUCGUCAAAGAAAUCGAAGCAACAGAUGCUGGACUUAAUACCGAUGGUUUUGACCACAUUAAGGGAUGUCAUAAACUUGAUAGAAUUUUUCUUAAAAAUUGUAAGUAUCUAGAAGACGAUUCACUGAAAAAAUUUAUGCUCCGAAAAGAUUCGCUGAAAAUUGUUGAGAUUAUUCAAUGUAAAAAUCUUACUGACGAUGGUCUUCAACAUUUAACAAAGUUAAUAAACUUAGAAAAACUGAUAGUCCAUAAUUUGCCUUACGUCAAGCACCUAGAAAAAGUUCAGGAAGAUUUAAGAAAAGCUCUCCCAAAAUGUACAAUUCAGAUUAAUCCUUAA